AAGAGCCAGCCCCCCCGAUGGAAUCGCCGAUCCUGCCCGGUUUGAGCUUCCAGCCCCAGGAAGCCGGCAGCUCCCUGUCGCCGUCGUUCAGUACGUGGUCGACGGGCACCACCAACGCGGCGGCGGACGACAGCUUUUUCCAGGGGAUCCCGCCCGUGAACGGCACGAUGCUGUUCCAGAAUUUCGCCCACGUCAACCCGGUCUUCGGCGGCACCUUCUCGCCCCAGAUCGGUCUGGCUCAGCAGACGCAGCACCAUCAGCAGCAGCAGCAACAGCAGCAGCAGCAGCAACAACAGCAGCAGCAGCAACAGCAGCAGAGACGGUCUCCCGUCAGUCCACAAGCCCCGUUCGCCCAACGCAGCGCCUACAGCCAUCAGCCGAUCAUGACAAGCAAACCCUCCUCGGCCUGGAACAACCACCAGAACACCACCUGGAGCGCUGCCCCCAACCCCUGGAGCGGCUUACAAGCCCGGGAUCCCCGGCGAGCCGUCGGGGUGCCCUCCCCUCUCAACCCCAUCUCCCCGCUCAAGAAGCCCUUUUCCAGCAAUGUGAUCGCUCCGCCUAAGUUCCCCCGCACUGCCCCCGCACUGCCCAAGUCGUGGAUGGAGGACAACGCCUUCAGGACGGACAACAGCAACGGCAUGUUGCAGUUUCAGGACCGGAAUCGGCCCUAUGAUGCAUUUAACUUGCACUCUUUGGAGAGUUCCUUAAUGGAUAUUAUGAGGAGUGACCAUGAGCCUCUGAAAGGUAAACACUAUCCUCCCAGUGGCCCACCAAUGACUAUCGCUGAUAUAAUGUGGAGGAAUCAUUUUGCAGGACGCUUGGGCCUAAAUUUCCCUCAUCCAGGAACCGAUAACCUUGUGGCACUAAAUAAUACAAGGACAUUUGGGCGGCGAAGAGGCCGUUCAUCGCUCUUUCCUAUUGAAGAUGGUUUCCUUGAUGAUGGUCACGGAGAUCAGUCUCUGACAUCUGGUUUGAACUCUCCAACCCGUUGUCAGAAUGGUGAGAGGGUGGAACGUUAUUCACGAAAGGUCUUUGUAGGAGGUCUUCCUCCGGACAUUGAUGAAGAUGAAAUCACAGCUAGUUUUCGUCGUUUUGGACCUCUUGUGGUGGAUUGGCCUCACAAAGCUGAAAGCAAAUCAUAUUUUCCACCCAAAGGCUAUGCUUUCCUGCUGUUCCAAGAGGAAAGCUCUGUGCAAGCUCUAAUAGAUGCAUGUAUUGAAGAAGAUGGAAAACUAUACCUGUGUGUUUCAAGCCCCACCAUCAAGGAUAAACCGGUGCAAAUUCGACCAUGGAACCUAAGUGAUAGUGAUUUUGUGAUGGAUGGUUCUCAACCUCUGGACCCCAGGAAGACUAUCUUUGUAGGAGGAGUUCCCAGACCUCUCCGAGCUGUUGAAUUGGCUAUGAUCAUGGAUCGGCUGUAUGGAGGUGUUUGCUAUGCUGGCAUUGAUACAGACCCUGAGUUAAAGUAUCCAAAGGGUGCUGGCAGAGUGGCUUUCUCCAAUCAGCAGAGCUACAUUGCUGCUAUCAGUGCUCGCUUUGUACAGCUCCAGCAUGGAGACAUUGAUAAACGGGUGGAAGUUAAGCCAUAUGUCCUGGAUGAUCAGAUGUGUGACGAAUGCCAGGGUGCACGCUGUGGUGGAAAAUUUGCCCCGUUCUUCUGUGCCAAUGUUACCUGUUUGCAGUAUUACUGUGAAUACUGCUGGGCAAGCAUACACUCGCGCGCUGGCAGGGAAUUUCACAAGCCCCUCGUGAAAGAAGGAGGUGAUCGCCCGCGCCACGUCCCCUUCCGCUGGAGCUGAACCGUCUUAUAAUCACCGACACGUACUGGAGCGCAGAGCGCUGCCUCAGGGCUGAGAGGGUUCUGGAAAUUGGUGCAUUCUUCCUCAGAUAAAGAAUGUUUUUGUUUAAAGUCACUGAACUCAUCCAAGAUUGUCUGGUAUAUACAAUUUUAAGAGUAUCUGUAAUGACUCUGCACUUUGGCUCGCAAACAUCUGCUUGGGUACCUUUGUUUGUUCAAUAUUGGACAUUGCAUUGUGAUUUACAAUUAGUAGCUGAUAUCCCGUCAGCCACUGCCAGCUUGGCACUCAUGUGACUGUUUCCUGUGAAAGGAACAUGCACUUAUUUUCAGAAACUUAGACUUGCCCCUAGAAGACUUACCAAAGGUAACACACUGUAGGUGGCAUAUGUAGCAAACAUUCUUCUCAAAUAUUCAGCAAUUCUAAUUUUGGGUCAUUUAGAAUACCAGUUACCCUAAAAUAAGCCUUUUUUUGCUCUCCAUUUUGACUUGCAAGAAUAAUACCUCAUAAGCUCAAUCUGAUUUUGCUGGGGUUUUUUUGGUUAGGUCUUUGUUAGUGUUAUGUAAAUGUAUGCUGCAAUAGCUUUUGCUGCUAUAUAAAUGGUAUUGCAGAUACCACAGUACUUUAUUCAGGCUAGGGUUAUAAAUAAAUGUGGAGCAUAAUGCUGCUGGAAAGAUGCAGUAUAGCAUGGAGAGGCUCCACAGGAAGGUCAGUAGUUUUUGACUGCAUGUUUACUUAUCCAGGUUGCUGCAUGCAAUAAAUUUUGUGUAUCAUGUCUCUUAUAUCUGCUGACAACCUGCCCACCAGUGCACAAAAAUAAUUAUGUAGGCUACAAAAAAAAAUCUCCGUACAAAAGAGAAUUGGCUAAUCCUGAGGAAGGCUUGCCUCAGUAAUGUAAAUGCUUAUGGAGUUUGAAUCUGUGUCUGUUAAAGCAUUACAGAUAUCACAAAUACUUAACUAGAUGUAGGAUAUCUUGAAGUUAUGUUGAUGGUAGGUGAAGUACUCUGCGGUGAUCACUUAUUGUGCAAUUUUUAUAUAGUAAGGUGAUUAUGUAUAGUACUGUGAUAAAGUUAACUGUUGUAAUGUCUGACAUAGAAGUAUGUGAUGCUUCAUAACCAGUGUAUAAACAAGUGAGCUCAGUUAAAUUUCUCUGCUGCUUGCACCAUUUACAUAGCUUCAGACCUUGUCCAGAAAACCAAAGAGCUCAUACACUACCAAUAUAUUUGUCGGACUGACAAGUAGGCACAUUAGGAAAGGAAACUAAUGCAAAAGAACUGUCUGCACAAAGUCAAAAUGGAGAUGUCUGCUUUCUGGUUCAGAAUAAACUCCCCAAUCCCUGGGUAUAUCCUGCAAAGCUUGAAUUCUAAUAAGAUCUGCUAAUUAGUGGACAUUUUUUAGCAUGUAUAGUGGGGCUGCAGAUUUCAACCAAACACAGGCAACAAGUGUACCAACAGUGGGGGUUUGUACACAGUAACCUUCAGCAGCUCUGGGGACAAUCUGACUGGAUAUGACACCGCAUAGUAGAUUUGAUACUAAUUGUUGAGUCAUUUGUGUGUUGUGAUGUCCUGUUUGUGUCCAGUAAGUCUUUAUUUUACUUUUUAGUUUUCUUUUCAGUGUUUAGUUGCAAGUAUUGGCAUUGAAAUGGAUUUUUUUUGAAAAAAGAAAAAGAAAUUACUUUUUUACCAGUAAAUCGCUUAUUAUCCCUUUGGAGGUUACUUCUGGGCUUUUUGUGAUAUUGCUUUCCUGCCCAGGCAUGUUUUUCUAUGUUUUUUCAUUAUCUGUAUAAGACAUUUGUUAUGCACUACUUUUUGUAUCUGGACGGUUUUCAACAGUCAGCUGAUUUUUUAAGCGUGCUUUCUGACUGACAUGAUCUUUUGCAAUACCUCAAUUUUGAAAUAUAGGAAAGAAAUUGAUAUUUUCUAAGUAAGUUUAUUCUAAAAAUAUAUAUUAAUUUAAUUCUGCAAGGAAAUGAUUUAACAGAUGGGUAAUUUUAUUUUUUUCAUGCUUAUUUGCUUUUUUGGAAAUUGAAGGAGCUAGAGCUUUAUAACUUUAAUAUGGAGAAUUGUAGUUAGCUACAGUACAAGACUUUAAAAAAAAAUCUACCUAAAUGUGGAAAAGUGAACAUUUAUAAACAGUUUUCCCCUUCUUCGUAUAGUUUAAUGUAUGAAUUUAAAAGCUGGAAUGUAAAGAAAUAAUUAAACGGCUUGGGAUAGACACAUCUCCAUUGGUGCUGGAAGCUGUUAGUAGGACGUAAAAAUUAAAAUAUUUUUCACUUAAUUUGUGUAUUUAUCAUUAAUCCUUUAAGUACGACUGACCAGAAUUGUGAAAGAAAUCUUCUGUUCAUUAUUUUUGUAUGAAUACCUUUUUAUGUUAAGUUAUAACAACAUGCUCCCUUUUGUUAAAUUAUAACGAGCCCCAAUUUGUUUACUUGUCAAUGAAUAUAAAUGAGGUCCUUCAGAUUGAGAAUGUUGUUUCUAAGAUGUUCAAAUUGUAACUUGACUAAGAGCCCCUGGUGCAUCAGGUCCAUUUGUGGCCUUCUCUUGAUGUUGGAGACUUGAAUUAGUCAAUUUUGAAGGCUAACUUAACCUCGACUCUUUGUUGUAAUGUGCAAUACUGUUUGUACUGUUUGUAAAAAAAACAAAAAAGCAUAAAUCUUUAUCGCAGAUUUAUUUUCAUUGCAAACUUUAGACAUUGUGAUUCACUAAAUCAUUUUUCUACUGUCAAAUGUGUACCUUUUCUUCAUGCUAGUAUUUUUUCAAUAGUAACGUAGCCUUUGUACUGAUACAAAUAUUCAUUGUUAUUUUUAGAGAGAUUUUUGCUAAAACCAGAGGAUUUAAACAUAUUUACAUAUUUUUCAUUUUUAUUUAGUUAUUUUUCUUUACAGACGGCUUUUCUCAACCAUAAGUCAUUUCGGGGAGAGACUUUCAUAUCUGGUCAAUGUCAUCAAUAUUAUUUUGUAUUUUUACUUGGAAUAAAUUAAUUUUAUGAUGCUAAUUCUUUAAAGUUUAUUUUCAGUUUUGUUAUUUUUGGAGCUGAAACCUUUGUAAUAUUGUAACUAAAGUGUCUAGUUUUGAAAUGCAAAGCUUCAUGUAUUAACUUGCUGAAGUGGUUUACAGUAGUGUGGUAAUGACAAACGGCUGAAAAUGUAGAGUGAUUGACAAUGUAAUUGGAUGAAUGGGCAAUAAACUAUCAGAAUGGAACAGACAAAAUAAUGUUGUGCUAUUGUGAGGGGAGGGGGAAAUCCAAGUUGUACAUGGGGAGUCUACCUGUCUUGCUGAGCGAUAAGCCAUGGAAUUUCAGAUGGGGAAAUGCAUUUUUUGUUGUUGAGGCUGGCUUGUAUGUAGCAACCGGUUUUUGUACUACUUUGUACACUAACUUGUUCCUUCUUUCUAUUUACUAACCAAACUUUCCUCUCAGUCUCAGUUAGCUGCUACAGUGUUGAAAAAUGCCACCAAGUAUUUAUAAAUGCAAGCAAUUACUAUAUACCCCAAAUGGGUAGCUAGCCGGAAAUUAUAGGUAAAUGUGGUAAUUCUGCAAAUUUGUUUUGCACAAAAUUCAUAGUAAAUGCACCAAUUUUAGUAUUCAGUUAGUUUACUUAACAUUAAGGUGCUAAUACUAAAUAAACACAAUAUAGCCAAACUUUUCUGGACGUAGUUGUAUUGGGGUAUACAGUACAGGUAUUUGUAACUUUGCUGUUAAAUAAUGGAAAACAUCAUUUUUAGAGUGUUCAAAGCUAGGAUGUCUGUGUUUGUUUCCAAACAAACUACUAAUUUUAAAUGUAUCUUUUACUGUUCUCCUAGAUUGUUUAGCUAGUACUCUUACACAGCAUAUACAUUUUGGCUUGGACUGAUGCUUGUACGGAACUGCAGUACUGUGACUAAACAUGGAGCUCAAUGCUGCUAUUGCUUACCAAUGCUUAAGUUUGUAGUUUGGACUUUAUUUUUUUCUGUACUAACAAGUAAACCUUAUUAAACUUAGUUGUAUGAAUCAGUAACACUUGUCAUGAUUUUGCAUGAUCAUUGGCGACUGUUGGCAUGAUUUGCAACAUUUAUUAAAACCACAGAAACCGA
Molecule: messenger RNA, 5869 nt
Organism: Callorhinchus milii (elephant shark)
Lineage: Eukaryota; Metazoa; Chordata; Chondrichthyes; Chimaeriformes; Callorhinchidae
Gene: cpeb3
Product: cytoplasmic polyadenylation element binding protein 3
Exons: 10
Coding region: 18-1802 (594 amino acids)
Biological process (GO): negative regulation of cytoplasmic translation
Cellular component (GO): nucleus; neuron projection; synapse
Molecular function (GO): mRNA 3'-UTR binding; mRNA regulatory element binding translation repressor activity; translation factor activity, RNA binding
Source: RefSeq, a predicted model, not a curated record